CGAGAGUAAAAAGAAAAAAGUGCUUAAAUUGUUAAAAAGUUGAUCGAUUUAUUAAAAAUUCUAAUAUUUUUAGAACAUCAGCUUUCUAAAACUAACUGCUAAUUAGCAUGAUUUAUACAAUUCUCAUCAAAUAGAGAAAUUGUUUGAUUCUUUUUUUCUCCAAAAGUCUUUUCUUAGAAAUAUAACAUAAAAAAUAAAUAUGUACAACAAAGAAAGUUAUGUCACUAACACGUGCGAUGGUCAAUAAUAUGUGCCCAUGAGUUUAAAGAAAACAGCUGUUUUGUGACUGUCAAACGCGUCAAGCUUUGACGUUACAUUCGCACGAACUCUUGAACCUUCCGAAAAGUAUGAUAAUAUAAGAUCGAAACGUCGCGUCUCCGAUGGCAGUUAAUCAGUCGUCAUUUCCAUCGUGUGCAUCUUUUCGGUUGUGCAUCCAUUCAUUAAUUAUCUUCUUCAGCGCGGAACAUUAAAGUAUACAAAAUUUAUAGCGUAAUAACGUAAGUAUAUACGUCAAAAACAGUGCGUCAAUUUUAAUUGUUAAUAUUCGUUUUAAAUAUAUUGUGGAUUUAUAAACUACGAAGUUGACGAUUCCGUUUUCCGCAUUCUCAUCAUUUUGUAUAUUAAGUUCGCGAAUAAUUUAAUUUUUUGUUAAGAUUUUCAUUGGAAAAUAACUUUUUAUUAAUUUUAAUUAAAAAUCUACUAAAUUAAGGUUACAACAGAAAUUAGUUGCUCCGUGAUUUUAUGAUGCUUUUGUUAAAAAAAAUUAUGUACUUGGAUUAAUAUUUAUUUCUAUUUUUAUUUUCUUAUAGGAUAUAAACAAAAAAGUGGACAAAAUUUAAUUGUCUUAAAACAUUCAUGACGUUUAUACAAAUUUUAUUGAAAAGUAACGUAAAAGUAUUCAACCUGACAGAAUAAAAUUUUGUUCUGAAAACAAAAUUUUGCACGUUUCUUAUGGAAAAAUAAUUAAAUCGGUCAAAUUGUUUUGUUCUAAAAUAUUGUAGUUUUAGAAAUUUUGAAAAUGUACCUAUUACAAUUUCACUUUGUGUUUUGUGAAAUAUCAAAGAAGAAUCAGGACUGAUCAAAAUUACGACGCAGACAGCUUUAAACAGUGUAAGUAUGUAUCAAUUGUCACAAUGGAAAUCUGUUGUCAAACUUUAAAUGUGAUUUUUUCAAUAUUGUUCAAUGAUUUUGCCGUAAUAAUUAGAGAUUCCAUAAAGUUUAAUUUCAAAUUGAACUUUUUAAUAGCUUAUUCAAAAUAUUGACCUUUAUUAAUUAGGAAAUUAUUAUUAUAAGUAAUAAAAAAAUACAUGCAUUUCAGUCGGUUUGGGAAAUAUGGAGUUAAGACUUGAUUUAAUUUACAAUAAACUUGAAAAUCCAUUCAGUAUGAAUUAUAGUCAGAAAUACUUUUCUCUCAGUAUAUAAAAAAACGAAUAAUAUAUCUAUUAAUAAGAAAUAAUAAAUACAUAUCGUUUUCCGCAGGAAAAUUCUAAAUCUGUGUUGUGUUUACACUUAAUUUUAUCAUGCCGUACUUCGAUUUUGGAGAAGUACAGAUUAUUGAUGAUAGCGUAGAUGAUUUGGAUAUCAUCAAAAAUAUAAUUAAAAAUGAAAAACCGGAAGAUCCCUUCUAUGUCGCGGAUAUCGGUGACGUUAUUGAAAGACAUCAAGCAUGGAUUAGUAAAAUGCCUAAAGUUACUCCACACUAUGCGAUUAAGUGCAAUUCAAAUUCAACAAUAAUUAAAGUUCUGGCGGCUUUAAAUGCUUGUUUUGAUUGUGCGUCAAAGCAAGAAAUAGCGCAAGUAAUGCAGUACGAUGUGCAAGGUGAGCGGAUUAUUUUCGCGCAUCCAAAUAAAUUGCCGUCUCAUAUAAAAUACUCCAAAAAAGUGGGAGUCGAACGAAUGACGGUGGACAGCGAACUUGAGUUGACGAAAAUUAAGGAAUUCUUCCCGGAAGCUAAGGUCGUGAUACGCAUACGCUGCGACGCGAAGAACUCGCCGGUGUCGUUGGGAGCGAAAUUCGGCUGUGAUCCGUACGAGGAAGCUGUGUGCUUGAUACAGCACGCGAGAAAUCUCGGCUUAAACUUACACGGCUUCAGCUUUCACGUUGGCACCCCGUGCUUAGAAAUGGACGCCUAUUGCCGCGGAAUCGAAAUAUGCAAGCGGCUAAUCGCAAUCGCUAAGUCAAUUGGAUACAACAACGUAGAGUUGAUUGACAUAGGCGGCGGAUUCCUGAGCGUCUCCGGGGAGGAGUUCGAUGAGCUGGCCGACCUUAUUAACGGCGCGAUCGAGAAUCUCGAUCCUGGUAUAAGGGUCAUCGCCGAGCCCGGACGUUACUACGUAGGUUCGAACUUCACCUUAGCCUCGUAUCUGCAUUCCAAGAGGCUCGCCGUUUCCAACGACGGCAAGUUAAGGAGGAUGUAUUACAUGAACUGCGGCGUGUACAAUGCGUUCCUCGAUGAACUGAUAGGCGUGGAGGCCAGAGUCCCAGAAUCGGCUUUUGAGCCGACGAGCGACGAGAAAUUCCUCUCAAACAUAUGGGGACCGACCGCCGACUCGAAUGAUUUAGUAGUUAAGGACGUGCUAUUGCCUGAAUUUUAUAUAGGCGAUUGGUUAGUUUGGAGAAAUAUGGGAGCUUAUACGUUAGCUCUUUCCAAUACAUUCAAUGGAUUCCCGAUUCCAACUGUGAGACCAUUUAUUAAGAGAAGCCAAUGGGAAAGUUUUCUAGUCCAAAUCCAUCAGACAUAGAAGCGUAUUUCAUUUCAAAAAAUAAAAGAAAAUUGAUGACAGUAAAGACAAUGCAAUAUAUCAAGUAGUAUAAAAAAAAUUUGACAUAUUCUGAUAAAUAAUGUUUAUCAAUUAUGGCAUUUAACAUAUUAAUUUAACAUACAUUAAUAUCCGGACGUAUUUUGUUUCGAGUUUUUGUAGAUACCAAGAAUUUUUCUCUUUUAUUAUGAUUUUUGCGAUUUUUUGUUCUAUCCCUAUUUUCAUGGUGACCAUAAGCUUUAUGAGCGAUGUGAUUGAUUAAACGUACACAAUUCAGAUGCAAUUAGUAAGGAACGGUGAUAAGCUUUCGGCGAAUGUAUGGCCGGCGGAUACGCGGAUAACUUACAAGCGGCGAGUGAUGUAAGUAAUCCCGCGAUUACGUGCACGACCGGGUCACAUUACAUUAUAAUUAUCCGGCUAAUCUUUAUUUCCAACAAUAAACCGCGGCGGCAUAGAUAAGAACCGCGGCCGGGGCGAACUAUAAAAAGUACACCAGCUUCAUUCCGAAUUGCGCCCCUUUUAAUGAGCACACCGAACAAAACGGGUGGAAGAACCGUUCCAUAUUUCAUCGCGGCUGAGAAAACUCAUCCACGCUCGGCCCAUUGACAUCGAUUCUGGCUCCGCUAUCUUUCAUCUUUAUCGCAAAUCCCCGUAACAGCCGCUUAGAGCUGAGUGGCACAAACGACUACCGCGUUUAUCAUUUGCAGAUACCGUACAACGAGGCGAUUGUGUCCAUUAAUCCUCCACGAGACAGAUGAUCGUAAUUCUUUAUCCUAAUAAUAACGUAAAUUUUUACGUAAUAGAUGACGGUUUUAAUAAAUUUAAAAUUAUUAAAUUUUUUACAAUUUAAGAUAAUGCAAGAUCGUGUAUGCGCUUCUUUACUUUCUCCGGCUAAAAAAAGCAGAAUUAUCUUUUCUUUUAACAAAGAAUAUUUUCUUCAUAAUAAUCUGAAAUUAUUUUCAUUACAAAUUCAU
Messenger RNA from Monomorium pharaonis (pharaoh ant), 3733 nucleotides. RefSeq names its product ornithine decarboxylase 2. The record is from RefSeq and is a predicted model, not a curated record. Gene Ontology annotation, molecular function: ornithine decarboxylase activity. Lineage: Eukaryota; Metazoa; Arthropoda; Insecta; Hymenoptera; Formicidae. The coding region runs from base 1521 to 2741 and encodes 406 amino acids. The transcript is spliced from 7 exons. Gene Ontology annotation, cellular component: cytoplasm.